AAGAGAAAAUAAUUGUGUCAGGUUCUUAGAGCAUGUCAAAUCCAUUCGCGCCUGUGGAAGUCUAUCGAUUAUGUCUAUCGAGAGGUUUAGAAUUUCACUCGGUCGGGGAAUCUCAUUCAAGUAACGUGUAUGUAUGUACCUAACUUCGUUUAGUAACCGAACAGAUCCGUAAUAUUUAGGUUAAAUGGUGUUUACAUAUCGUUUUUACCGUAAAGGAGAGUUGAAAAUGAUAAUAAUUAAUGAAAUGUGAUCGUAACGUGGGGUCACAAGUAGCUGGAAAAUCAUGUUUUUUCCGAUAGGAUGGCCGAGGGUGUUAAAUACACCUGAAACUGAAAAAAUUCGUGCUGUCGUUUGUAACAGGGAUAAAAUAUUAUUUGCUAUUCUAACUAAUGACGUGGUAGCCAUCUGGUAUUGCAAGCCCUGUGUACCGAUUGUGUUUCUGAGGCGGCCUCAAGAUUCAAUCAAAAAUCAUGGGGAUAAUAUCUUGGUUCAGUGGCGACCUGACUCUAGUAUGCUUGUUGUUGCGACAUCAGACAGUUACCUAUUAUUCUUUCGAUUGACGGAGUACAGUGUUGAAGGAAGAGGGCUGUAUGAGCAAAAAGACUCACCUGUGAGUAGUCUGAAACGCGAUAGUGCUGAACUAUUUGUCAAAGAAAUUAUUCCACCCAUUGUUUUAACUUUGGAAAAGUCUGUAUGGGUUGAUGGUGGUAUUAGUUCACUAGUCUGUAUUAGGGAUGAAUUGAUGGUAGCGACUAAGACAAGCCAUGUAAUGAGAUACAAAUGGGAUGGUACCGCAAAUCGUGAUUAUUUCCUUGACUUACGUCGAGUUCCAUUCAGUGUGGAUCAGCAAGUAUCCACUGUAGCGCUCCCAAUUACUGAAAACAAUGUACAUGUUUCGGAUAUUGAAUAUUCCCCCUUAGUCGGGGGAUUUGCGGUGACACUGAGUAAUGGCAAGGCAGCAUUUCUUACGGCACAAUCUUUGAAAUUUGACCCUAACCAAGUACAGGGUAUAUGGGCAAAAGAUUUGGAGGAUGCAACAUGUGCAGCUGUGAAUCACAAGUAUCGUCUUAUAGCUAUCGGUAGACAAAACUCUCAAGGUGUGGUUUACUAUGUCGAUGAAACGACAGGUGGUUUGGAAAUAUCUCAUACGUUGAGCCUUUUAUCUAAAGAUUACCCAGGUACACCAGGAUUUGUAAAAUGCUUAAAGUGGACACCAGAUGGUUGCGCAAUUGCAGUUGCUUGGGAAGGGGGUGGCCUGGGUGUUUGGAGCACAUUUGGUGCAUUAUUACUAUGCACUUUGAAAUGGGAUUACGGCCUUAGGGUAGACUUGAGCCGAGACAACCCCCUUCACAUUCAUGCCAUGGAAUGGUCAGCAGAGGGGUAUCAAUUAUGGAUGCUCCAAGAGUCACUUGAACCAACCGCAUCUGAGGAAUCUGGCGAUCAUCUACUGAGUCGAAAGCGGUCUCUUGUCCAAUUGGAUUUUGUCAAAAGCCCCUUGACCGUCAAUCCCUGUAUGAGUCAUCAUGGUCAUUUGUAUCUACAAGGAGAAGAUCGUUUGUAUUUGAACUUGGGUGGUGGCGGUGUAUCCACAACUACCAGUGCACUUUAUUCUUCAAAUGAAUCGCCAUUAGAUACUUCAAAUCAAGCUCUUGCAGGAUGUAAGCAAUGGUUAGUCGUUCCGAUACCGAGUGUUUACAGUGGUUCUAAUUGGCCAAUACGGUAUACUGCCAUAGACAAUGAAGGGAUGAGCAUUGCGGUUGCUGGUCGUGCAGGUCUAGCGCAUUAUUCCUUGCCUUCGAGAAAAUGGAAACUGUUUGGAAAUGAAACUCAAGAGCGUGAUUUCAUGGUAACUGGAGGUUUAUUGUGGCAUCGAGGGCACUUAAUUGCUGGAAGUUAUUCCCUACUAGAGGAUAAAGACGAGAUCAGAAUCUAUCCAAGAGAUACACGAUUAGACAAUAGUUAUGCCAAAAAUAUUAAAAUGCCAGCCCAAGUUUUAUUACUCAAUACAAUGAAAGACAGACUACUCACAUUCUGUGCCAAUGGGCAAGUCAGCAUUUAUGACAUGAUUCUCGAAGGUGGUGAAGGGAAGAGUGGAAUAGAGCUAACGAGGAUACAGACGGUCGAUAUUAGUGGUCUUUGCGUUCAUCCAGCUUGUGUUGUGAGCGCUACUCUAACUACAAUUCGUGCAGAAACAGCUGGAAGUCAUCCGCAUCCCGAAAGUCUCCUAUUGAAUGUUUCUGGACGUUUGCUUAUGGUUCAAAGAGAUCAUUGCAACGAUAAUUCUGAAGUGUUAUACGCAUGUAGUCCACCUACGGUCCUUGCUUCCUGCGUUGAAAAUGUCUGGGUUCCAUGGCGGUCUAGGAGAGAUAAGCCACACUUAACAGAAGCUUUAUGGUUAUUUUGUGGAGCUCAUGGAAUGAGGGUAUGGCUUCCAUUGUUUCCAAGAAAUCACCAAGAUAAAGCACAUACCUUCAUGAGCAAGAGGAUAAUGCUACCUUUUCAUCUAAGAAUCUAUCCCAUGGCAAUACUCUUCGAGGACGCGAUCUUACUUGGUGCUGAAAAUGAUACUGUGUUAUAUACUUCAGAUACAAACUCCCCAUUUUCGUUACCUUUCAGUGUAUUGGAGUUGACGAGCCAAGUAUACCUGCACCAAAUACUCCGUCAACUAAUUCGGCGUAAUUUGGGAUAUCAUGCGUGGGAGAUAGCUAGAUCAUGUUCUGCUCUUCCAUAUUUUCCACACGCCUUAGAACUUUUAUUACAUGAGGUUUUGGAAGAAGAAGCUACGAGCAAAGAACCGAUUCCAGAUGCGCAGCUACCAUCUGUUGUGGAAUUUAUUCGUGAAUUUCCCGGUGUCUGGGCACGUGCUGUCGUCCAAUGUGCCAGAAAAACUGAAAUUGCGCUAUGGCCGUACUUGUUUUCGGUAGCUGGACCUCCGAAAAAACUACUUCAAGAUUGCUUGCAAAGACAGCAACUUGAUACAGCUGCUAGUUAUUUAAUAAUUUUACAAAAUCUAGAACCUUCAUCAGUAAGCCGUCAACAUGCAACUCUCCUACUAGAUGCUGCUUUGGAACAGGGCAGAUGGGAACUUUCUCGAGAUUUAGUGCGAUUUCUUCGAGCAAUUGAUCCAAACGAUGUGGAAUCGCCCCGCUCAUCAUGGGGUGGAACAGGAAAGUUAGGUGGUCCUGCGCAAACACCUCCUGUAUCUCCUAAUGAAGAAGAUUUGUCACUAGUCUUGGGUACCAUGCAAGUUUCCCGGAGUAGAAGUUACAGUACCACCUCAACCCCCAAGGUUCAGACUGAACCAAUCGGUAAAGAGGUUGCUCCAUCGUCCGUUUUGGAAAAAACUAGAAAUGUUGUGAUGAGACGUAAAAAGUCUGUCCCCACUGCAAAGUCCGAAAAAAGUGAAAACAAAGAGGGAUCAGCAGAAGAAUUUUUCAUCGAUGUUAUACUGCAACGUCACGCAAGGCGUUUGUUAACGGCUCGUCGACUGGCAGACUUGGGAAGAUUUGCCGCACGUCUUGAUUUUCACUUAGUGACAUGGUUCGCGCGUGAGCGUGAUCGCGCUGCUAAGAUAGACGACUACAUUAGUGCUCUAAAGACUCUGCAUGAAGAUUUUGGGUUUUCAUAUCCGAUAUUAUCUCUUCCAAUGCUUAAUAAAAUAAGACGUGCAAGUAUUACCUCGCUGAGGUCUGUGAGUUUGGAUAAUCCAGAAGAAGAGCAAUUGAAACCAAAUUAUUCUGUCGAUCUACCUGACAGUGGAUACACUAGUUUACCGGGAGGUAGACCUCCAUAUACUAGCUUGAUAAGUCCUGUCGCUAGUCUGGAAACUCAAUUCCCAGCCGUGGAAGCGAAAUUGAUACCACACAUGCUGCAAGACGAGCACAGCGUCCUCAGCGAUUCUAGUACGGUAUGGCGGGAUGAUGUUGAAUCGAUUGUGGGAACUGGUAUCGGUCCUGUUUGCUGGGCUGCAGAUCCAGUUGAACCGACUGAUUUAAAUACUUCUGCAUCUUGCAGUCCUACCAGUCGAGGAGAAGUCCAGUUGAGGUACCUUUUGCAGCUCUUUUUAGAAGGUGGUUGUUUGGGAUGGGCCGCAGUAUUGGCUACAGUUCUCAGAGAUGCUCCAGCUAUGGCAAGAAUCGUGAGAGCUGCAAAUGCUCCAUCACAAACGUUAGAUUCCAUUAUUAAUUUACGGGACGGACUGGUCACGCUGACGAGGUGGUCUAAUUCGGAAUGUUUGGGAUACAAGCCAUUUAUGCUUGGCAUUCAAGCUCAAUUGAGUUUAUUGAAUCGACUAAUAGCUUCAAAGCAGCAACAGGAACAGGAGCAGAUAUUAGAAAAUCCGUCCCCAAGUCCUGCUCCUUCUGCAGGCAGUAAUCCACGUGCAACUGUUUCACGAUCAAGACAUUCUUCAAUUAGUCACGCUUCCACAACUGCUCCAAUGGAAGAAGAAAGAUCCCACGAUUCCUUGCUAACUAUGGAUGAUGGCCUACGUGGAAGUCUUAACAAUGUUAGUGUAGUGGAAACCAAUAACGUACAGUCGGGGUGCAUUGUAUCUUAAUAUCUCAUGCCCAGUAUUCUAAGUAGCCGCCGUAUUUCCGUCACGGUAAUAUGAUUAUUCGAAACGACUGUAUCUCGAGGUGGCGCGACCUAACAAUUUCCAAGAAUCAAAAAUCGAUUGCACUUUGAACCGUGUUAAAUUCAAUGAUCGAUGACCUAAUUCUUAUUGGUGGUGAGGGGAUGAAUACACUUUCCAAGGAGCACGAUAGCAAUAGCAAAAUAAUCAAGGGUAAUAACAGACUACUUGACCGCUCAACAAUAUCUCUUAAGGUGCGUUCUUGAUCAUUGUUAUGAAAUUACCACGUCCCUGCAAAAGUCGAGAGGCUACUUCGAAUGUCAAUUAAUUUGAGCAGUUCUCAGUUUCUCGGUAUUUGGCAUGACAAAUGCGAUGAGUACUGAAAAUGUGAUUGACUGAAACGAUAUCGUUGAAGUGUUAUUUACGCAAGCGAAAUAUACUCGAGAUUUAUCAAGAAUUUAAGUGCUCGAUUUCUCGAAAUUAACAAUCUGAUCUUUUUCUGCAACAAAAAUGCUUCCACCCAGCAAUACCUGUGGGAACACUAGGUCUUAUUUGUGGUAAUUUCAAACUAUGAAUAUAGAACGGAAAGUAGGAAAAAUAAAUAGACUAAUUUUAGUGUAAUUACUCAUCACACAUGAUGGUGUUGUAUGAUAUUAUUAUUGACAAUUUAUUUCUAUCUAUACGAAUGAUGAUACUUAUCUACAUAUAAUAGAUCUACAUAUGAUCGAAGUGCAGUUUUUUCUCGUAUCAACGUUCAGAGGUAUUCAUGUUACCGAUCCUAUGAAGAAUCUGGCCCCUAUUGUCGGCGGUAAUGAAUCGUUUUCGAAAUCUCGUAAGUAGAGAAAAAGCUGUACGAACUUGCAAUGAACAUGUGUAAUAGAAUAAUUGAGGCAAUAGCUGAUUCUUUAUAAUGGCGAUUCAACAUAUGGAAAAGUUUUAUAGCAAUUAAUUUACAAAGAUCUAACAUUAGCAUUUGUAAGUAUAGCCUGAUCAAAAUACGCCUGAUCAUGGUCUGAUUACGUCAAACAUAUUAUAAGGUUCUGAAUUCACAUCAACUGAUAUUCAAUGCCUUCGAAUUAUCUGAUAUUUGAACGGAUCAUUAGGUACAGAUAGACUACAAUGUUGUUGAUUGUAUGUUACCCAUACCCUGAGGAGGCUAACACCGAUUACAAGUCAAUAAGUUAUAUUUAUAAAUAUUGUAAAUUAUUAUCCGGCAAAUAUACAUAUAUUAUAUUUUCUCAUAAAA
Athalia rosae (coleseed sawfly) is the source of this 5819-nucleotide messenger RNA. It is a transcript of the gene Rich, whose product is annotated as guanine nucleotide exchange factor subunit Rich. The transcript is spliced from 16 exons. The record is from RefSeq and is a predicted model, not a curated record. Bases 284 to 4558 code for a protein of 1424 amino acids. Gene Ontology annotation, biological process: intracellular protein transport; retrograde transport, endosome to Golgi. Gene Ontology annotation, cellular component: Ric1-Rgp1 guanyl-nucleotide exchange factor complex; cytosol; Golgi membrane. NCBI's taxonomy places the organism in Eukaryota, Metazoa, Arthropoda, Insecta, Hymenoptera, Athaliidae. Gene Ontology annotation, molecular function: protein binding.